CAGCCGGACGGCCAGAUGCCCAGUGACAAGACGAUCGGGGGGGGAGACGACUCAUUCAACACUUUCUUUAGCGAGACUGGGGCGGGAAAACACGUUCCCAGGGCUGUCUUCAUUGAUCUGGAGCCCACUGUCAUUGACGAAGUUCGAACUGGCACCUACCGGCAAUUGUUCCACCCGGAACAACUGAUCACCGGAAAAGAAGACGCCGCCAACAACUACGCCAGAGGUCACUACACCGUCGGCAAGGAGAUUGUGGACCUGGUGCUGGACAGAAUCCGAAAACUGGCCGACCAGUGCACGGGGCUGCAGGGAUUUCUGGCUUUCCAUUCAUUUGGGGGCGGCACUGGAUCGGGAUUCGCCUCCCUCCUUCUCGAACGUCUCUCGGUAGACUACGGCAAAAAGUCGAAGCUGGAGUUCUCAGUCUACCCGGCUCCUCAGAUUUCGACAGCCGUCGUGGAACCCUAUAAUUCGAUCCUGACUACUCAUACAACUCUGGAACAUUCGGACUGUGCUUUCAUGGUUGAUAAUGAGGCAAUAUACGACAUCUGUCGUCGUAACUUGGACAUAGAGCGACCGACAUACACCAAUUUGAACAGGCUGAUAGGUCAAAUUGUUUCUUCAAUCACGGCAUCACUUCGAUUUGACGGAGCUCUGAAUGUAGAUUUGACUGAGUUCCAAACAAAUCUGGUGCCAUAUCCUAGGAUUCAUUUCCCCUUGGCAACCUACGCACCUGUGAUCUCGGCCGAAAAGGCUUACCAUGAACAACUGACGGUUGCCGAAAUCACCAAUGCGUGUUUCGAACCCGCAAACCAGAUGGUAAAAUGCGAUCCCCGACAUGGAAAGUACAUGGCUUGCUGUCUGCUGUACAGAGGUGAUGUAGUGCCUAAAGAUGUGAACGCUGCAAUAGCGACAAUAAAAACUAAAAGGACGAUCCAGUUCGUCGACUGGUGUCCCACUGGCUUCAAGGUCGGCAUCAACUACCAGCCUCCGACUGUGGUACCUGGUGGUGACUUGGCAAAGGUCCAGAGGGCAGUUUGCAUGUUGAACAACACGACUGCAAUUGCAGAGGCAUGGGCAAGACUGGACCAUAAAUUUGACUUGAUGUACGCCAAGAGAGCGUUCGUCCACUGGUACGUGGGAGAGGGUAUGGAAGAGGGAGAGUUCUCGGAGGCGAGGGAGGAUCUGGCUGCUCUGGAAAAAGACUACGAGGAAGUUGGCCUGGACUCGACUGAACAAGAGGGCGAAGAGGAGCAGGAGGAAUACUAA
Symsagittifera roscoffensis is the source of this 1266-nucleotide messenger RNA. Its product is annotated as tubulin alpha-1A chain-like. The record is from RefSeq and is a predicted model, not a curated record. NCBI's taxonomy places the organism in Eukaryota, Metazoa, Xenacoelomorpha, Acoela, Convolutidae. Gene Ontology annotation, cellular component: microtubule; cytoplasm. The coding region runs from base 16 to 1266 and encodes 416 amino acids. Gene Ontology annotation, biological process: mitotic cell cycle; microtubule cytoskeleton organization. The transcript is spliced from 2 exons. Gene Ontology annotation, molecular function: structural constituent of cytoskeleton; GTP binding.